Chinchilla lanigera (long-tailed chinchilla) is the source of this 815-nucleotide messenger RNA. RefSeq names its product cyclin-dependent kinase inhibitor 1C-like. Gene Ontology annotation, cellular component: nucleus. Gene Ontology annotation, biological process: regulation of cell cycle. NCBI's taxonomy places the organism in Eukaryota, Metazoa, Chordata, Mammalia, Rodentia, Chinchillidae. Gene Ontology annotation, molecular function: cyclin-dependent protein serine/threonine kinase inhibitor activity. The record is from RefSeq and is a predicted model, not a curated record.
CGGGGGCCGGACCGCUGGGGGCGGGGCGGGGCGCCACCAGCCAAUCACCGUGGUGUUGUUGAAACUGAAAAUACUACAUUAUGCUAAUCGCAGCGGGGCCCGCGCGCGCGGGGGUGGAGCCCGCGCGUAUAAAGGGGCGCAGGCGGCGGGGCGUUCCACAGGCUCAGUGCUCUGUGCUCGAGGGGUGCCGGCUAGGCCCGAUCGAGAGAGCAAGCAGGCAGGCAGGCAGCUCCGAGGGGGCGCGGCUGCGGCCAGACAGAACCAGCGAACAGGACACGGGAGCAGUCCACCACCCGACAGCCAGCACCUCAGCGAUGGAGCGCCUGGUCAACGGUGAAAACCUCCCUGUGGUGGCACGCUCGCGUGUCUGCCGUAACCUCUUCGGGCCCGUGGACCACGAGGAGCUGGGCCGCGAGCUGCAGAUGCGCCUGGCCGAGAUAGCUGCCGAGGACCAGAACCGCUGGGACUUCGACUUCCAGCGCGACGUGCCGAUCCGGGGACCCGGGCGCCUGCAGUGGACCGAGGUGGCCAGCGAGUCCGUGCCCGCCUUCUAUCGCGAGACGGUGCAGGUGGGACGCUGUCGCCUGGUGCUGGCGUCCCGGCCACCCCCGGUGGUCGUGGCUGUCAUCCCACGCCCCCUCCCGCGGGCUGCUGAGUCCCUCGACGGCCCAGACCAGGAGCAGGGGCAGAUGCCGCCGCCCCGCGUCCCGGCCCCGGUGCCCGCUCCGCCCCCGGCCCCUGUCGCGGUCCGAGCGCUGGCUCCUGUCGCGGCUCCGCCGCGGGCCCGAGUUCUGGCCCCGGCGCUGGCACGGGCU